This is a messenger RNA of Ipomoea triloba (trilobed morning glory), 1477 nucleotides long. RefSeq lists its product as uncharacterized. The record is from RefSeq and is a predicted model, not a curated record. The coding region runs from base 360 to 1265 and encodes 301 amino acids. NCBI's taxonomy places the organism in Eukaryota, Viridiplantae, Streptophyta, Magnoliopsida, Solanales, Convolvulaceae. The transcript is spliced from 2 exons.
UCUGCUUCUCUCUCUCUCUCUCUCCUCAUCUCUCUUAAUCAAUUUCUUUACCCCUUUUUUCUGUUUUAAAUUCUACACAGAAUACUUUCCCCAAAUUUGUCUGUAAUUUAGAGGGCCUAUCCUCCUUUCUCCUGAACUCCAAAUUACUGGGCUUGAGCUCCCAAUUCCCAAAUGCCUCUCAAAGACAUCAUCUUUGGAUAAAAUCAAGACUUUCUUGAAGAACUUGAAGGCAUUUUCCGAUGUGGGUCGCUGUUAUUUUGACUGGAUAGUCGAGAAUUGAAGAAGCCAAAUCUUUUGUGCAUAAAUCAGUGGGGAGAAAGGGGAAGAAAAGAGGAAAAAGUGUUGAAAGGCAUUAAGAAAUGAGGGAUUUCCCUUCUUGUUUUGGGGAAACUGGUGUUCAAGUUGCUGAUUUUUCAUCAUCAAGUGCUAAUAAUAAAGCUGCUGCUCAAAAUUUGGCGACUUGUAUAUAUCAGUGUAGAUUGCGUGGGAAAUCUUGGCUGCUAAACGUUACAUGGAGUAAGAAUUUGAUGGGGCAGGGCCUUAGUGUGGGGAUUGAUGAUAACACCAACCAGUGCCUAUGUAAGGUUGAUAUAAAGCCAUGGUUGUUCUCUAGGAAGAAAGGUUCAAAGACUUUAGAAGCAUAUUCUUGUAAGAUUGAUGUGUAUUGGGACCUUUCAUCAGCUAAAUUUGGAUCUGGCCCGGAGCCGUUGCAAGGAUUCUAUGUGUGUAUUGUCUUUGAAAGGCAAAUGCUUCUGCUUCUCGGUGACAUGAUAAAAGAAGCUCUGAAGAAAACAGGUGCUUCCCCUGCUGCUUCUGGUGCUGUUUUUAUUGCCAAGAGAGAGCACAUAUUUGGCAAGAAGAUUUUUGGAACAAAGGCUCAGUUUUGUGAUAAUGGUCAAAUCCAUGAUCUCAUUAUUGAAUGUGAUACAAGUGGCAGCAGUGACCCGUACCUUGUGAUCCGUGUGGAUAGUAAGCCAAUGAUGAAGGUGAAGCGGCUUCACUGGAAAUUUCGGGGCAAUCAUACCAUCUUGAUUGAUGGCCUUGAGGUAGAAGUGUUUUGGGAUGUCCAUAAUUGGCUUUUUGGUACAACUUUUGGGAAUGCAGUAUUCAUGUUUAAGACUAGUCAUUCAGCUGAGAAAUUGUGGGCUAGUCAGCCUCUUUGUGAUCCCCAGACACAGCAUUGGUCCUGGUCACAGAGAUUCCGGGAAUCCCAGUCGCCUAGUCUUGAUUUCUCACUGUUUUUGUAUGCUUGGAAGAACGAAUAGGGGAUUCAGGGAUUCAACCUUGACUUGCUAACAUUAUACUUGUAGUGAGUUGUCAUUUAUUGAGUAUGUAAUUUGAUUUAUACUUCAUUUUAAACUUUAUCGUUUUGUCAUAUAUUCAAUUUCUCAAUUAGUUCAAAGAGAUCAGAUACAGAGACAUUUUUUCAUGGUUUACUUGUAAAUUAUUUAAUUGAAGUUUUUGUUCAUUUGCCUAA